Messenger RNA from Cloeon dipterum, 1118 nucleotides. RefSeq names its product mediator complex subunit 27 (gene MED27). Gene Ontology annotation, molecular function: transcription coactivator activity. The transcript has 6 exons. Bases 87 to 1034 code for a protein of 315 amino acids. Gene Ontology annotation, cellular component: mediator complex. Lineage: Eukaryota; Metazoa; Arthropoda; Insecta; Ephemeroptera; Baetidae. The record is from RefSeq and is a predicted model, not a curated record. Gene Ontology annotation, biological process: regulation of transcription by RNA polymerase II.
AACCUAAAACCUUCUAAGCUUCAUUAUAUGUAUCUAUAUUUUUAGUGUUCUACAAAGUUCAAACUGUUUGCUGCUGAAAAGCGAAAAUGAACGUGGAGCUUGACGCGUUAAAUGAGGCACUGAAGGCAGUGAGUUCCCUCAGGUCAUGCGUGGGCAACUUUUUCUUGUCUUUGAGUCAAGGAGUGCGUUCAGAACAUGGCGAGGAUCACAGAGAAACAAAAUACAUUCUUGAGCUUCAAGAUCUCGUUGCAGAGAUCAGUAGCAACAUGAGGAAAGUAGAACAGACUUGCUCUAACAUUCCGCUACCGCCUGACGGACAGAUUAAUUUGGGUAACACAGCUCAUUUGGCCCACGAAACUACACAAGAUCGACAGGCAUUAUACAGUGAGCUUGUCGGAAGCUACAAAUGGACUGAUAAGCUCCAUGAAAUAUCCAACAUCACGUUUGGCUUUUUGGCACAAAACGUGAUGAAGAGGUCGUACAACUCUUACUUGAACUCUUCAGGAAUGAACGCAAAGAGAAGGCGAUUAACACCAAGCUGCCAUAAUAUGUCUAUUAGUUCAGUGGAAGGCGUAAUUACAGCAAUAGACAGACAGUACCAGGAUAUGAAUGUGAAUGUGUACAGGCCUCAUCCCUCUAAUUGCCACAAUUUGCAGAUACAGGUCUCCCUUGGUAGAAUUUUGCGUGCAGUAAUUUCAUUCAGGGGCAUGAUGAUUGAGUGGGUCAAGGUCAAAGCGUACAAUGAAGAGUUCCAAACAGACAGUGGCCAACUUGGCCAACUUGACCUGUGGACCAACUCACGCCACCAUGUUUUCCGAAAAAUCACUGAAAAUGCCAAUGCUGCAAUGCUGCACUUUUACUCUCCCACUCUGCCAGACUUAGCUGUACGGUCAUUCAUGACUUGGCUCCACAGCUUCAGAUCUUUGUUUACUGAUACUUGUCGGAGGUGCGGCAAUCACCUUCUCUGCGCUAUGCCACCUACUUGGAGAGACUUCAGAACACUUGAAGCAUUUCAUGAAGAUUGCAAGCCCUGAAACACAGCGGAAGCUAUUACUCAUUAAAACAAAAAAUAUGUACUAUUACCUGGUGUGACCAUUAAGUUCUUAAAAUACAAAGAU